GCUUAAGACAUGCAUUGUGUUAGAGUCUCCUUUAUAUAUAUUUUGAUUGAUGGUUCAUCAGCGUCGUGUUACAGGAGAUCAGCAAUGGCGUCGAAGCUAACACCAAAGCUCUUCUCAUGGCUAAUUCUACCAACUUUGCUACUCAUUUUCCUCUACUCUUUAUCCCUCCCUCUUUACCCUCCUCCUUCUACUUCUCCAAAAACCAAAAUUCCCAUUUUACCCUCUUCUUGUAAUCUCUUCAAAGGCAAAUGGGUCACCGACCCGAAUCGAAAACUCAUUUACGAUGAAUCCUGCCCGUUUCACAGGAACGCUUGGAACUGUCUCAGAAAUCAAAGAGAAAAUAUGGGUCGGAUCAAUUCUUGGAAAUGGGUACCCGAUGAGUGUGAUUUAAACCGGGUCGACCCGGUUGCGUUCUUGGGUUCAAUGAGGAAUAAGAAUAUUGGGUUUAUUGGAGAUUCGUUAAAUGAGAAUUUUCUGGUUUCGUUUUUGUGUAUUCUUAGAGUGGCGGAUUCUAGUGCAAAGAAAUGGAAGAGAAAGGGUGCUUGGAGAGGAGCUUAUUUUCCCAAGUUCAAUGUUACUGUGGGUUAUCAUCGUGCUGUUUUGCUCGCGAAAUAUGAGUGGCAGCCAAAACAGCCUGACGACUCCAACCAAGAUGGAUUGAAGGGAAGAUAUCGAGUAGAUGUUGAUAUUCCAGCUGAUGAUUGGGCUCAUGUUGGUGCCUUUUACAAUGUUCUAGUCUUCAACACUGGUCAUUGGUGGGGCUUCGACAAAUUCCCUAAAGAAACACCUCUUGUUUUCUACAAGGCAGGGCAACCGAUUCAACCUCCAUUAGAGAUGUUUGAUGGGCUUAAGGUUGUUCUCGAGAAUAUGAUUGCCUACAUAGAAAAAGAAUUACCAGAGAAAACACUUAAAUUUUGGCGCUUGCAAUCUCCAAGGCACUUUCACGGUGGUGAGUGGAAUCAAAAUGGUAGUUGCACAGUGUAUGAACCCCUUGAUGAACUUCAGCUUAACCUGUGGUUUGAUCCCAGAUACAAUGGGGUUAACAAAGAAGCAAGGCGACUAAAUCAUCUCAUUGAAGAGGUUUUGAAAGGCACAAAUAUCAGAAUCCUCGAUCUGACUCACUUGAGUGAGUUCAGGGCAGAUGCCCAUCCUGCAAUUUGGUUAGGGAAAAAGGAUGCAGUGGCGGUAUGGGGUCAGGACUGUAUGCACUGGUGCCUUCCUGGUGUUCCAGAUACAUGGGUCGAUAUCUUGGCCCAGCUAAUCACUCCUUAUAUUUUGGAGACAGGGUGAUCAUUGUAGACGGUUGCAAAGCUUUCGUUAUUUGCAACUGAGCUCCUGAUAGAUCAAGAUGUGGGCUUUUUCGACAACCUUGCAAACGUGCUGAUCCAAAGGAGAUGGUAGAACCAGUUCACUAUUUUGUAUUCAUUUACAGUCUUUCUAUCAUUUGGAGGGUAGGAGUUUGGGGGUUGGAGAUGUUUACUGAUGCUUGCCUUUGGGGAGGAAAAAUGGAGGCUGAUUAUGAACAAAAAGGCCUAGGAGUUUAUGCUAACUGUUUUUUUCUUUUUCCCCUUUUCAUCUUAUUCCUCAGGAGGAUUGUUCCCCAGUUUGUAACUUUGUAGAACAUGUAUAAUCAUUGCCAUAUACAGUUGUUUUUUUUUUC
Molecule: messenger RNA, 1660 nt
Organism: Capsicum annuum
Lineage: Eukaryota; Viridiplantae; Streptophyta; Magnoliopsida; Solanales; Solanaceae
Product: protein trichome birefringence-like 12
Exons: 4
Coding region: 10-1290 (426 amino acids)
Cellular component (GO): Golgi apparatus
Molecular function (GO): O-acetyltransferase activity
Source: RefSeq, a predicted model, not a curated record